CCGAUGAGUGCUCCCCUUCGCGCCUCGGGGAUGGAAUCAGGGAACGGGAAUACGAAGAAGAGAUGCGCAGUAAAGAGGAAUGGAAGCAUCUGGUUGAACUUUUCGAACAUGAAACCUCCGAAGAAUUUCGAGUGUGCCCCGACGCCGCUCGAAGCUUCCACGUGGAUUCUGAAGACAGUGCAUUCACGCCUCUAACAACCCAGUGGACGGGCACUAUCGAGCACCCCACGUGGAUUGAGAAUCCGGAGCUGCUGAUCAUACAGGGUUGGAGGACUAACGCGGAAGGAGAUCUUAUUGGAUUCCUCUUUGGAUCGGUACGACCGGGUCGUCGUCAGUUGAUUGCACAAGAGCUCAUCGCACCGAUCGUGCAAUUGGCGGACGAUCUCUCGCCCGACAUCUACUUUCAGAGCGGCAACAGUCCUGCUCCGUACAUUUUCGAGCGAUCCUUGGAUCCGUACCUUCAGUGGACUUCGUGCUUGGAGGAACCUAGGGACGAGGAUACGCUACCAUCGCGGCAGGAGUAUCUGAAGCCGUACGAGAUCAUCCCUCACGCCUUCUACCCGAGGGCAGAAGAAGUGGUGAUUGACGACGACGACGAAGAAGAAGAAGACGACUACGAGGAGACAUCGGAGGAGGGAAGCUAUAGUGAACAUAGCGAGGGCGAGAUGAGUGAGGAGGAAGAGGAAGAAGAAGGAAUCGGGUUCGAGUGGGAAACCCCGCCGGAGGAAGCGACGCGUACGGGAAUGGAGGCGGAAGAUCCGGAAGCAGCGCGAAAGCGCGAAGAGAUUGCCUCCGGAAAGCGCCAGCUGGAGUUCGCUAGCGAGGCUAGCAUGCGCAUCGGUAGCGAUCCGACCAGGGAUCCAGAGCCGCCGAGGCCCGUAGAUGGCGACCCUGCAGCCGCCACCUCAAGUACCGCGCGACGGAGACGGCGCCGAUCCCCCUCCUCCUCCAUCCCCACCCGUCCCCCAGUUCGCCCACGUGCCAAUGCGGGCGAUAGGCCUUCAACCUCGGACGAUGCCCCGCCGACCCCUUGAUUUUCUCACCCUCGAGCAGAUCCGUACCCCCGUCACCUUCCCUUCCCAUCCUUUCCAUCCCCAUCUCUUCCGCGA
Chara braunii is the source of this 1109-nucleotide messenger RNA. Lineage: Eukaryota; Viridiplantae; Streptophyta; Charophyceae; Charales; Characeae. The record is from the annotation of a GenBank genome assembly.